Molecule: messenger RNA, 2697 nt
Organism: Tachysurus vachellii
Lineage: Eukaryota; Metazoa; Chordata; Actinopteri; Siluriformes; Bagridae
Gene: tada3l
Product: transcriptional adaptor 3 (NGG1 homolog, yeast)-like
Exons: 9
Coding region: 298-1587 (429 amino acids)
Biological process (GO): regulation of transcription by RNA polymerase II
Cellular component (GO): SAGA complex
Molecular function (GO): transcription coactivator activity
Source: RefSeq, a predicted model, not a curated record
UACCAUUUUAAACCAAUUUGAGUGCAUGGGUUCAAAUAGGGGUGUCCAGUGCUACGGUCUUGACUUAUUAAUAACAAAAAAAAUCAUCGAUUAGUUGAAAAAGCUGACAUGUUCUGUUAUGUAGUUUACAGAUGAUCACUGUCUAUAAAAUCUUAUUCCUCGAUCAUAAACAUUGAAUAUUUUUGGUUUAAAACAUAACUGCGCUCCCCGUUUCACUAAAUGGUACGGCUGCUAAUGGAUGUCGCUUCUCGAAGUUAGUACAGUACUGUGAUUCUACAGUUCUUCGUAACUGAGAAGAUGAGUGAACUGAAGGACUGUCCACCGCUCAAAUACUACGACUUUAAGCCCGUGGAGCAUGUGAAAGUGUGUCCUCGAUACACCGCGGUGUUGGGCCGCUCGGAAGACGAUGGCAUCGGGAUUGAGGAGUUGGACACGUUGCAGCUGGAGCUGGAGACGUUGCUGUCCUCGGCCAGCCGACGUCUCAGAGCGCUGGAAGAGCAGAGACAGAUCCUUACAGAUUGGCAGGACAAAAAAGGCGACAAAAGGUUCAUGAAGAUGGGGAAAGAAGUCGAUCCGACCGCCUCCUCCCGCCAUCCGAAGCCUAAGAAGCCAAAGCUCGAAGGAAAAGCGGGUCACGGGCCUGGGCCUGGUCCAGGCAGACCCAAGUCCAAAAACCUGCAGCCCAAAGUCCAGGAGUAUGAAUUCGGUGAAGACCCACAGGACAUACCCCGCAACCCCAAAAAUGACACUCCAAACAGAUUCUGGGCUUCAGUAGAGCCCUACUGUGCAGACAUCACUAAUGAAGAGAUCCGAGUUCUCGAAGAACUUCUUAAACCACCUGAAGACGAAGCGGAGUAUUACAAGAUUCCCGCUCUAGGAAAACACUACUCUCAGCGCUGGGCACAAGAAGACCUGCUGGAAGAGCAGCGAGAGGGAGCGCGAGCCAACGAUAAGAAGAAAAGCAUGCUGGGUCCACUCUCCGAGAUCGACGCCAAAGACGUCGAUGCCUUGCUGAAAAAAUCGGAGUCCCAACACGAGCCUCCGGAGGAUGGCUGUCCGUUUGGUCCCCUCACACAGCGCUUGCUGCAAGCUCUGGUGGAGGAGAAUAUCAUAUCCCCUAUGGAGGAUUCCCCAAUUCCAGACAUUCCGGUGAAAGAUGAUGGAGCCGGAACUUCGCCACGCAGCCAGGGAAAAGCUUUCAGUGUUCCCCACACACGCUCUCUGGAAGCCCGGAUCAGGGAAGAGCUGGUGGCUCAAGGUCUGUUGGACUCAGAUGAGAGGCAGGGCACAGGAGGGGACUCGGAGGAUGAAGUGCUGGCCGAGCUCCAGAAGAGACAGGCAGAGCUCAAAGCUCUGAGCGCUCACAACCGAGCACGAAAGCAAGAGCUGCUCCGGUUGGCGCGGGAGGAGAUGAGGAAGCAGGAGCUGCGACAGUGUGUCCGAGUGGCUGACAACGAGGUGAUGGAGGCUUUCCGACGCAUCAUGGCUGCCAGGCAAAAGAAACGCACUCCAACAAAGAAAGAAAAGGAUCAGGCAUGGAAAGCGCUGAAAGAGAGGGAGAGAAUCCUCAAACAGUUGGACGGAUAAAGAAGACCGUAAUCCGAUCGUGUUCGUGUGGAGUCGCCGGGACCGGAGCUUUCACAACAAAAAGGUCUAAAAUCAAGGGCUGGUUUUAGACUAAUUCAAGUAACACCACAGUGGACCUCUAAUAAUCCUUUUCCGCAAUGUGAUAUUAUCAAAACUUUUUAACAACCGGCCGACAUUGCCACAGGUUCGUGAACUGAAUUAUGAAAUGAAAUGUGACUUUUCGGUUGAUGGACUAAAGUGUAGCCUGGCUUUGGGAAAACAUUUUACUGUCCUGAACUAGACAAACCCAUAGUUCAGCAUCACCAUAUUGUCAAGAAGCCCAAAGAUGACAUGCAUGCCGUUGUUAUUGCCUUUAUAUGUAUCUGCCUACAUGAAUUCUUACUGUUCUGUGCAGAUUAUUUCUUACUCAGAUGCAAGUCCACUGAUUUCUGUUUCUUGCAGCGUUAGAUUCGCAAAAUCAUUUGAAGCCAAGCAUUUUGUUUGUGAUAAAUUGGGGAAUGCCUUUAGGUUGGUAACCGUGACAAGUGGAAAAGGACACUUUGAGGUCAUUCUUUAAGGGUUUGUUUUUCUCCUAAAGAUCUUCUGAGGGUCACUUCAAUGCCAUCAUCUUGGAUGACAAUAAACAUUCAGAUUCUAUGCUCAAGUUGAAAGUUGCUGUGGCCUUUCUCAUUCAAGAUGAUUCAAAAGAUUGAUUUUUCCUAAAUUCCAGUCUACAUCCAGCCCCAUACACAACCCACUGAGCCACUAUGAUGUGCACUGAGAAAUCACUGAUAAGCUACUGGGAGAAAUCCUAUCAGCGCGACAACACCCGAUCCCUGGACUCAUAUGAAUCAGGUCUUGAGGUACGAGUGCACCAUUCAUCGCCUGCGGUACCCUAAUAUGAACUAUUGGACUCGUAUCCUGACCGCUGAUGCAUCUAGAUCCCAGGGUCUCUUUACCAUAUCUGCCUUUCUUUUUUUUGUACAACUCACUGUUAGCGGAAGUACCUGUUACACUCUGUUGAGAAACUUGUACUUUUGCCACUGCAUCUGUGCAACAGGAAGCAUGUUCCUUUUCCUUCUCAUGUUCUUAUUUUGGUUUGUAACGUUAUGAUUAAAGAAACUGACAACA